AUGAAUCGUUCUCCGAAUGCGAUGGCGACGUUGACUGAACCUGAAGAGAAUGCAUCAGAAGAUAUGUAUGUUGAUUAUGAAGAAAAGUGUGAAGAUCGUGAUGAAGAUGGUUUUGAAACUGGUGAUGAUAGCUCGGAAGGUGAAGAAGAUGAUUUUUCAGGUGGUGAAGAUAGUUUUGAAGAUGAUGAAGAUGAUUCUGCCGGUAGUGACAAUGAUUCUCAACAAGAUUCUGAUAGCGAUGGAAAUGAAUCUACAUAUGAUUCUGAAAAUGAUUUUGAAGAUGAUUAUGAAGAUAAAAAUAGUCCAUCAUCAUCUACUCAAUCAGUAUUUCGCUCUUCGUGGACUUCAGAUUUUCAUCGUUCUUCCGCACAACAAUUUCAUCCAUCAAAAAAGCGUUCUGAUGUUGUACCAACAUCGCCUCUUCAAACGUUUAGAAGAGUAUUUUGUGAUAGAGUGCUCAAUCUCAUUUUGGAGCAAACAAACAUUUAUGGAAAGCAAAAAUAUCAAAAAGCGGGAAGUAUGAAGGAUUUGAUUGAUAUUACAAAAGUUCAAUUAGAACAGUUUCUUGGUAUCAACAUCAUUAUGGGAUAUUGCAGAAACCCUUCAAUUGAUUCUUACUGGUCCACAAACGCUUCACUUCGAAAUGAAAAAAUUUCAACAUCAAUGUCGUGUAAGAAUUUCAAAAGAAUUUUGGGAAAUUUACAUCUAGUGGACAAUUCUCAAGCAACAAAACGGAAAGAAUGCGACAAACUAUACAAAGUAGCCGAUUUUCUCAACUUAUUGUUACAAAAUUUCCAAACACAUUUUGAUUUGGGAGAAAAACUAACAAUUGAUGAGAUGAUGAUAAAAUUCAAGGGCAGGUGUGCAUUUAAACAAUAUAUAAAAGACAAACCAGUUAAGCGUGGAUAUAAAGUUUGGGCGCUUGCUGAUGCAUCAACCGGUUAUAUCUAUAAUUUUGAGAUUUAUACCGGCAAAUCUGCAGAAAGGCAAAUGCCUUUAGGUGAACAUGUUGUUUGGUCGUUGACUAGAGGACUUUCAAGAAAAUUUCAUCAUGUUUAUUUCGACAAUUUUUUCACAUCACCAUCCCUUGUUGAACGGCUUUUGCAUGAUGGAAUAUACAGCACUGGUACUCUUAGAAAAACGAGGAAAGGUGUGCCGGUUGAAAUUACUCGUGAUUUCAAAAUGAACCGUGGUGAUGUCCGAUUUUUAGCAAAAGGUCCUAUUUCAGUGGUUAGGUGGAUGGAUCGAAAGUCGAUUUACAUGUUGUCCAGUUUCGGUGAUCCAACAAAGACAACAAAAAUUACGCGUAAAGUAAAAAAUGGGCAAGUGAUUCAUUUAGAUUGUCCAGUAUUGAUCCAGGACUACAAUUAUGGAAAGAAAAUCAAACAGAAGUUGGAUUCGAAUAUUUUUCUUUUUCCUCAAUGUUGCAUUAUCAAACGCUUUUGUCAUCUAUCACCAAGACCAUUCACAUGA
Adineta ricciae is the source of this 1473-nucleotide messenger RNA. The record is from the annotation of a GenBank genome assembly. Lineage: Eukaryota; Metazoa; Rotifera; Eurotatoria; Adinetida; Adinetidae.